Messenger RNA from Pongo pygmaeus (Bornean orangutan), 5526 nucleotides. RefSeq names its product kynurenine aminotransferase 1 (gene KYAT1). The record is from RefSeq and is a predicted model, not a curated record. Lineage: Eukaryota; Metazoa; Chordata; Mammalia; Primates; Hominidae. Gene Ontology annotation, molecular function: L-kynurenine:2-oxoglutarate transaminase activity; pyridoxal phosphate binding. Gene Ontology annotation, cellular component: mitochondrion; cytoplasm. Gene Ontology annotation, biological process: biosynthetic process. The transcript is spliced from 13 exons. The coding region runs from base 3855 to 5054 and encodes 399 amino acids.
GAGUGCAGUGGCGUGAUCUCAGCUCACUGCAACCUCUGCCUCCUGGGUUCCAGCGAUUCUCCUGCCUCAGCCUCCCGGGUAGCUGGGACUACAGGCAUGUGCCACCAUGCCCUGCUAAUUCUGUAUUUUUCGUAGAAAUGAGGUUUCACCAUGUUGGCCAGGCUGGUAUCGAACUCCUGACCUCAGGUGAUCUGUCCACCUCAGCCUCCCAAAGUGCUGGAAUUAUAGGCAUAAGCCACCACGCCUGGCCUCCCCACCUUUUUUUUUUUUGAGACGGAGUCUCAUUUUGUCGCUUAGGCUGGAGUACAGUGGCAUGAUCUUGGCUCACUGCAAACUCUGCCUCCCAGGUUCAAGCAAUUCUUCUGCCUCAGCCUCACAAGUAGCUGGGACUACAGUCAUGUACCACCACGCCCAGCUAAUUUUUGUAUUUUUAUUAGAGAUGGGGUUUCACUGGUCUCAAACUCCUGACUUCAAAUGAUCCUCCCACCUUGGCCUCCCAAAGUGUUCGUGUUACAGGCAUGAGCCACACCCAGCCUCCCAAUUUUUUUUUUUUUUUUGAGACAGAGUCUCGCUCUGUCGCCCAGGCUGGAGUGCAGUGAGUGGCGCGAUCUUGGCUCACUGCAUCCUCCACCUCCCGAGUUCAAGUGAUUCUUCUGCCUCAGCCUCCCAGUAACUGGGAUUACAGGUGCACACCACCAUGCCUGGCUAAUUUUUGUAUUUUUAGUAGAGACAAGGUUUUAGCAUGUUGGCCAGGCUGGUCACAAACUUCUGAUCUGAAGUGAUCCACUCGCCUCAGCCUCCCACAGUGCUGGGAUUACAGGCAUGAGCCACCAUGCCUGGCCCCCAUUUGAGUUUCUUAGCAUCUUAUCAAAUAGCAAUUGUGACAGUUUAUUUCUGGACUGUCAGUUCUAUUCAAUUGACUUAUAUAUCUAUCUUUAAGCCAGUAUCACACUUUCUUGGUUCCUGUAUGUUUGCAUUAAGCUUCCAAAUUGUGCAGUGUGAUUUCUUCAAUUUUUUUCUUCUUUUUCAGGCAUUUACUUUUUUUUUUUUUUUUUGAGACAUAUCUCCCUCUGUCGCCCAGGCUGGAGUGCAGUGGUGGGAUCAUGGCUCACUGUAGCCUUGACCUCUCCAGGAUCAAGUGAUUCUCCCACUUUAGCUUCCCCAGUAGCUGGGACUACAGGUGUGCACCAUCACGCCUGGUCAAUUUUUGUAUUUUUGUAGAGACAGUGUUUCAGUAUGUUGCCCAGGCUGGUCUCAAACUCCUGGGCUCAAGAGAUCCUCCUGCUUUGGCCUCCCAAAGUGCUGAGUUUACAGGUGUGAGACACAUUGCCCUGCUUGAAUUUGUUGAUUGCAUCUCCAUGGUGUUAUUUAACAUGUUCUUCUGUCAUGUUAUUUUAUUUUAGUCAUUCAACAGUGUGAUCUAAUUUAGGGCCACUUUUACAGCAGGAAUAAUUUACAGGUGGUGUGUGUGUUUCCAGAGUCAGAACAUGUUUGGUUUAUGCUCUUGGUGAUAUUCAGGGCUAUCAGUGAUCCUCUCCUGGAUCAUUUUUUAAUUAGAAGUGAUUUGUGUUUUGAAAGGGUCACUUGGGUUGCUGGGGGGUGUAUUAUAUAUGAGUAACAGGGUUCUUAUAAGGACGGAGUCGGAUAAUCGUGCAACAGAGCACUUGGUGCUAUUCCUGGCACUCAAUGACUGUAUUGUUGUUGUUGUUAUUGUUAGAGCUGUGUGUGGGGGACCCAAGUCCUGAGCUCGGAGGCAUUUUCUGGCCAGGGCUGUUUCCUCCCUUCUCCCCUGCCUCUGGAAAAGUCUGCAGUGCCCCAGGGCUCUGGGAGGCAUGUUCAGGACUGCAGCAGCCAUCUCUGUGCACCUGGUGGGGCCCCUUCGGGGAAGGAAGGCUGGAACCCCACUCACUCGGUUCUUGCACCAGACUGUAAGUGCCCUAACCCCAAUACUCUGCCACCUGCAUGGCCUGGGGCUUCUGGGGUCUGGCUCGUUCCUGGCUUCAAAGCUGUGCAUGAGCCUUCUCUUUCAGGGAGCACUCUUUAACUGCAGCCUGUAUGUGGGUUUCUCCGUUGCCCCUGCUUCUGUAGUCUAGAACUUGUAGCUCUGCAUCUGAAUAGUCGGCUUGGGCGCUGUAGGGUGCUGCUUCCCAUGAUCCCCUGUGCCCAUCCCAGAACCCAGUACAUGGUAGGGGCUCAAUAAAUGUCAACUGAGCCAGGCGCGGUGGGGUUCCCGGACCAUGGAAGACCUGGCACUUACUCAAAUGGUCCCCAAGGCCCCUCCAGGACAGGGGGGCCUGGUGUUGAGAUUACUGUGGCUGCCACCCUGACCAGGUCCUUGCCAGCUUCUCCUCUGACCUUGGGCAGGUACCUGAGCCUCUUUGAGCCUCAGUGUCCUCAUCUGUUAGAUGGAGACUAUUGUGGCACCUCUAGUGAGAGUGCAGUGGGAACUGAGCGAGGUGGAACUGAGCAAAAUCCUGAGCCAGGGUUCACUAUUGGCCACAGCAGGCGGCUGAGAAGAAUGUUGGAUCCCCGGCUCCAUGGCCCACCAGCCAUCUGGGACUGGCAAACCCACAGGAACGGAAGGUUCCUCAGGGACCACAAAGCCCAUGCGAGGUCCCUGCUGCUGAAGGGAUUCUGAGGACGGGAGGAGCCAAAUUACCUAUCCAGGGUCACCCAGCCAAGGCGGGUUAGGACCUGAGUUUGGUGGCUCUCAGGUCUGGCCAGUCAGUUUCUUUUUUUUUUUUUUUUGGUGGAGUCCUGCUCUGUUGGGUCAGGCUGGAGUGCAGUGGCACGAUCUUGGCCCACUGCAAUCUCCACCUCCCAGGUUCAAGUGAUUCUCAGGCCUCAGCCUCCUGAGUAGCUGAGAUUACAGGCAUGUGUCACGAUGCCCAGAUAAGUUUGUUGUUUUUUUUUUCCCCCAGACUGAGUUUCGCUCUAAUGCUCAGGCUGGAGUGCAGUGGUGUGCUCUCGCCUCACUGCAAUGUCUGCCUCCCAGGUUCAAGCGAUUCUUGUGCCUCAGCCUCCUGAGUAGCCGGGAUAACAGGUGCGUGCUACCACGCCCAGCUAAUUUUUGUAUUUUUAGUAGAGAUGGGGGUUUCACCAUGUUGGCCAGGCUGGUCUCGAACUCCUGACCUCAGGUGAUCUGCCCGCCUCAGCCUCCCAAAGUGCUGGGAUUACAGGCAUGAGCCACUGUGCCUAGCCCCUGGCCAGUUUCUGCACACCAGUGGCUGAGGAGGGAGCUGGCCUGGGAGGAACACCGGGAGGGGAGGGGCGAGCCAGGAGCCAGGACCCUGGGACCCUCUGAGGAGUGGAUUAGUGCCUCCCUCAGAGUUAGGACAUGGCCUUGGGUCCAACAGGCCUAAGUCUGAGUGUGUGUGUUGUGUGGCCUUAAACACAUCACUCCCUCUCCUGCACCCUCCAGCCUCUGUUUUCCACCUUCUGUUUUCUCAUUGAUAAGAUAGGCCUGACCAGGUCAUUCAGGGAAUGAAAUGGAAGGCUUAGCAAGACCUCUGUAAGUGGAGGCUGCUGCUGUCACUGUUGCCAUUAUCCUCCCUCUCUGCUCCACCCACCUCCUGCUCCUCUUCUUUAACCCUCAGCCCUUCCUGAGUCAAACUUUAACCUGGCCAAGUCAGGGCUCUGUCUCAGGACACAUGGAGCCAGGGCUGGAAGUCUCCACUGGGCAGGCGCCAGGCAGCCCCUGCAGGUUGGGGAGGUGGAGGCUGCUGGAGUCAAGAGGAGCCAGACAGGAUGGCGCUGUGGCCUGAAAGCAGCUGUCCCUCCUGUGUGCAAGCUCAGACCGCUGCACCCAGACAGAUUCCAUCUCUGACCUUCCACUUGUUCGUCUCCAGCUCACCAUGGCCAAACAGCUGCAGGCCCGAAGGCUAGAUGGGAUCGACCACAACCCCUGGGUGGAGUUUGUCAAACUGGCCAGUGAGCAUGAUGUCGUGAACUUGGGCCAGGGCUUCCCGGAUUUCCCGCCCCCAGACUUUGCCGUGGAAGCCUUUCAGCACGCUGUCAGUGAAGACUUCAUGCUCAACCAGUACACCAAGGCAUUUGGUUACCCACCACUGACGAAGAUCCUGGCAAGUUUCUUUGGGAAGCUGCUGGGUCAGGAGAUGGACCCGCUCAGGAAUGUGCUGGUGACUGUUGGUGGCUAUGGGGCCUUGUUCACAGCCUUCCAGGCCUUGGUGGACGAAGGAGACGAGGUCAUCAUCAUCGAACCCUUUUUUGACUGCUACGAACCCAUGACAAUGAUGGCAGGGGGUCGCCCUGUGUUUGUGUCCCUGAAGCCGGGUCCCAUCCAGAAUGGAGAACUGGGUUCCAGCAGCAAUUGGCAGCUGGACCCCACGGAGCUGGCCAGCAAAUUCACAUCAUGCACCAAAGCCCUGGUCCUCAACACCCCCAACAACCCCCUGGGCAAGGUGUUCUCCAGGGAAGAGCUGGAGCUGGUGGCCAGCCUGUGCCAGCAGCAUGACGUGGUGUGUAUCACUGAUGAAGUCUACCAGUGGAUGGUCUACGAUGGGCACCAGCACAUCAGCAUUGCCAGCCUCCCUGGCAUGUGGGAACGGACCCUGACCAUCGGCAGCGCCGGCAAGACCUUCAGCGCCACUGGCUGGAAGGUGGGCUGGGUCCUGGGUCCAGAUCACAUCAUGAAGCACCUGCGGACCGUGCACCAGAACUCCAUCUUCCACUGCCCCACACAGAACCAGUUCCCGCAGGCCAUGCAGCGCUGCCGAGACCACAUGAUACGCAGCCUACAGUCGGUGGGCCUGAAGCCCAUCGUCCCCCAGGGCAGCUACUUCCUCAUCACAGACAUCUCAGACUUCAAGAGGAAGAUGCCUGACUUGCCUGGAGCUGUGGAUGAGCCCUAUGACAGACGCUUCGUCAAGUGGAUGAUCAAGAACAAGGGCUUGGUGGCCAUCCCUGUCUCCAUCUUCUAUAGUGUGCCACAUCAGAAGCACUUUGACCACUAUAUCCGCUUCUGUUUUGUGAAGGAUGAAGCCACACUCCAGGCCAUGGACGAGAAACUGCAGAAGUGGAAGGUGGAGCUCUAGCCCUGAAGUCACGCCUUGGCCCUGACAUCCCCACAUGCCCGCAGAGAUCCUCUUUGAGUGUCUGUCUUUGUCCAGGUUUCAGACAUUUCUAGGUUGGGGAAGAUGCUAUUGGGAAACCUCUUCUCUGUGACACGGAAUGUUCUGGGUGGGAGCCGCCCUUCUUCAUCUUAGAGAACCAAGUGCCUCCUGUCUGAAAGGUGAGGGUGGCCUGACCUGGGCCUCUCCCUGCCCUUCCGUAGGUGGGUUUUUAGGGUCUUGUGUUGCUUCUGGUCUCUCCAGGCUUGGCUGAGACCGACGGUAGAGUUCCACCAUGUAUCGAUCACAUCCCAGCCCUGCAUGGCCCCUGCUAAGGCUCAGGCAUAACCUCACCUUUCCUGGCCCAUCUUGGCUUUGGGGAGUUGCCUUUAGACUUGAGUCCUCAAGCCACUCCUUUUUGUCCAUAAUAAAAUGUUUAAGUUAUUCAGAUCCUUAA